Molecule: messenger RNA, 1221 nt
Organism: Panicum virgatum (switchgrass)
Lineage: Eukaryota; Viridiplantae; Streptophyta; Magnoliopsida; Poales; Poaceae
Product: protein FAR1-RELATED SEQUENCE 5-like
Exons: 3
Coding region: 1-1221 (406 amino acids)
Biological process (GO): regulation of DNA-templated transcription
Molecular function (GO): zinc ion binding
Source: RefSeq, a predicted model, not a curated record
AUGGCUAAGGCGAUGAAAUCAACAAUGAAAGAGACAAGACAUAGAUGGUGCCGGUGGCAUGUUCUGAAAAAUGCUAAGGACAGGCUAGGAAAGGUGUACUCAAAGCACAAAGGGUUCAAGCAUGAAUUCAACAAAUUGGUAACUGAUGAGAUAGAUAUAACCAAGUUUGAAAGGACAUGGGAUACUCUGGUGAAAAAAUACAGGCUGUCAAAGAACAAGUUCUUAAAGCGGCUAUUCAAGUACCGAGAAAAAUGGGCAAAACCAUACUUCAUGGGUAUCUUUUGUGCAGGAAUGACAAGCACACAGAGGAGUGAGAGUGCCAACCAUAUGUUGAAAAGAUUCAUCCAGCGAGCCGCGCCAAUGCACCUAUUUGUUUCCAAGUUCAAUGAAUUUCAAGGUGAUCGAAAUGACCAGGAAUCAAAGGAGUCAUUUGUCACAAACCAGGUACCCCGCAAACUGAGAGUCGGUGUUCCAAUAGAAAAUCAUGCUAACACAAUUUAUACAAGGGCUAUGUAUGAGAAAUUCUACGAUGAGCUCUUUGAAUCAGGGAGAUUUGCCAUAACCUCAAAGAUUAGUGAAUCUGAAUAUCUCGUGACUGAUACAAAACAAGACACUGAGGAAGCUACAACCCAAUUCACCCUCACAUUGCAAGGCACAUCCAAGAUAACAUGCCAAUGUGGCCUGUUUGAGCAUAUGGGGAUGCUUUGCCGUCAUGCACUUAAGGUACUUGUACACCUAGACAGGCCGGAGAUACCUGCUGGAAACAUAAUGAGAAGAUGGACAAAGGAUGGCUUAGAACAUUCGCUCUCAGUAGACACGAAGGCGACCAUGGCUGCUCAUAACGACAAUAUGCGCAAGAAACUCCUACUCACUAGAGUUUUCGAAAUUGCCAACAAGGAAGCCACGUUGAGCGAGACAGCAUUCCAUCAAGCUAUGGAAGCAAUGAAAGACUCUACGAAUCCACCUUUGGAACCAGCCCUUGCAGAUAUCACAAAUACAUCAACACCAGCCAUCACCGAAGUGCGCCCAACAGCAUGCCCACCUCGGACCAUGCUUGGCGGCAGGCCGCCAAACACUGGCCUACAAUCUUGGCUCGCAAGCAGAAAAAGAUCCAGCAAUAAAACAGCAAACUCCGCAUCAGCUUUAGUUGCGGACUGGCUAGAUGAAGAGAACCCUCCCACUAAGAGGCGGCGGUCAAUUUCAGACAUUCUAUGCACGUGA